Penicillium brasilianum is the source of this 252-nucleotide messenger RNA. Lineage: Eukaryota; Fungi; Ascomycota; Eurotiomycetes; Eurotiales; Aspergillaceae. The record is from the annotation of a GenBank genome assembly.
AUGUUUCUCACUACCUGGUUUUUGUUGGCGAGUAUCGGCGCAUCGCAGAUGGCGAAUUUAUUAUUGCCAGGUUUUCAAGGGCGUUCACUUGAAGCUAGUAUCAAAGAGAUGAAUCUAAAUAUUACAACUUAUAUCGUGGUCUGCCCCAAGUCUAUUAAAGCAUCGGAGUGUGGGAUACCCGGGGAUGGCAUGACUGUCAUCGCUGCGCCGACAUUCGCAGAGUUGAGGAAUUCAAAUAACGUCAACAAGUGA